GUGAGUAGGAGUCUCGUCUGCGAAUCACUUGUGGGUUUUAUUUGGACCAGAUUCAGAAUCCUUAUCAGACACGAAACCGGCAGCCAGCCUCUCUCCCAGUCUUUAUAAAAGCAGACACAGUGCAGGACUCAGCUAGAUCUGGACAAAGGGGUACUCUUUCAAGUCUGAUAUGCUACUGCUCAGGUUGAAACAGAGGACACCUGUGACAAUGACUCCAUCAGUUUUCUCUGCUUUUCUGCUGGCUUGUGCUCUCCCAUUCAAUUAUGCUCAGUCAAGCUGUAAUGGGCGAUGUGGAGGAGAGUAUUACAGGGGUUACAUGUGCCAGUGUGAUUAUGACUGUCUCACUCACGAUGAGUGCUGUAUGGACUACGAAUCCCAGUGCACCACCAGUGACGCGUGUAAAGGGCGGUGUGGUGAAUCCUUUAAGAGGGGAAGGCUGUGUGACUGUGAUCCUGACUGUGCACGGUACAACAAGUGCUGCCCAGAUUACAACAGUCAGUGUGGCAUAGAAGAGCCAGAACCAGAGCCUCCCCAGAUCCAACCAACUGAGGAGCCAGAGUUGACUCCCAAUCCACAGGAGGAACUAAGUGAAGAUGUGAAGGGUGAGACCUGGCCAGAUCUUCCUGUUCCCUCUCCUGAUACUGGGUCAGAGGAUCCAGAGGCAAGCCCUAACUCAGAGGACCCUGAAGCUGGUCUGGUGGAUCCAGAGGCAACUCCUAACCCAGAUGACCCUGAAGCAUCCCCUGCCCCAGAGAGCACAAGCGGGUCAGAGCUCUCUCCGACUGAGCCAGCCUCUUCAGACCCCUUAGACCCCUCGCUGGACACUACCCCCCCAACCACAGAUAUAGAGGAUGACCCUGAGAAGGAAGCAAUUUUAAAGGGGGACUACACACCCUUCCCUGAGGGAUUGGCUACAGAGGCAACACCAGGCUCAGAAGGGACUCCACCAGCAGCCAACCCCAACCCCUCCACUGCCGAACCAGCCAACGAGACCCCCACUGAGGCAACAGACUCCAGUGAUCCUGAGGGACAGCCUGAUUCCAGCAGCAGCCCGUCUGCAGCCGACCCAACUCCCCCUGGAUCCUCCUCUGAGCCCACCCCCGCCUCCCCAGUCGCCCUCCAGCCCUCCGACCAGGCCUCUCCGAGCUCAGAGCCCCAGCCUGGGCCUACUCCUACAGAGGACACCCCUGAACUCCUACCUGAAGGACAGAGUGAAUUGGACCCUGAAGGUCAGGAGGCAGAAUCUGAGAACACACUGCCAGAGGAAUCCGAACCCACACCCUCAAACGUAGAGAAUGCUGCCACCACCCCAGCCUCCACGCCAGCCUUUGACCCGGCUUCCAUCCCAGUUUCUACCAGCCCCACACAGGGCACACCCUCAGUCCCAGAGGAUCCUGAGACUACCCCUGCCUCUCCAGACAGCACCACCCCCUCCACCAAGCCUGACCAGACACCCAGUGCCCCUGAAGGAGCUACCCCAAGCUCAGAUCAGGACAGCCCCAAGGAGGAUGCCCCAACAACCACCCCCUCAGACCCACAGGAUCCCAAUGUGGCCUCUGAGCCACCAGCGUCUGAGAGUGGUUCUGAGUCUAAACCUGGUAGAGGGGACACCCCAGAUAGUUUUAAUGACAACAGUGUCCCCCAGACUGGAGAUCUGGCUACGCGUCCCACCACAGACCCAGCGGGACAAGAGGAAGGAGAUGAGGCAGCACCAGAGGAGACCACCAGCAACUCCAUGAAGCUCACUCCUUUCCCCACCACCAAACCCACCCAAAACAAACACACAGAGAAAACCAAGCCCAGUAAACCCACAGAGAAACCCAAGCCCAAAUCCACACAGCCAAGCACCUUCACGGAUAUCAACCAAGCUCUGGGCACAGACAACACCAGGGACUACCAAGCAGAUGAACACAAUGACACCAACAUCUGCAGCGGUCGUCCUGUCGGCGCGAUCACUACGCUGAGGAACGGGACCGUAGUGGUUUUCAGAGGACACUAUUUCUGGGUCAUGGAUAGUAACAGGAUGCCUGGACCUGCCCAUGGGAUAACAGACGUGUGGGGCGUCCCUUCUCCCAUCGACACCGUCUUCACCCGCUGCAACUGCCAGGGCAAGACAUACUUCUUCAAGGGUGCUAACUACUGGAGGUUUGAGAACGGCAUGAUGGACAUGGGCUACCCCAAGCUGAUCAGGGUGGGCUUCAAUGGGCUGCAAGGUCAGAUCACGGCUGCCCUGUCUGUGCCUGAGUACCGCAAGAGGAAAGAGUCUGUCUACUUCUUCAAGAGAGGAGGCUUGGUGCAGAAGUAUUCCUACCAGUCUGGCACCAGCCCUACAUGUGGCAGGAAGGUCCACUACUCUGCUUAUACCGUACAAAACCGCUUUGCCAGACAAGCAGUGUCUCUGCUGGGACAGGAGAUCAACAUCCGUCUGACCUGGAGAGGAUUCCCCUCCACCGUGACCUCCGCCGUGUCCAUCCCCACCUCCAGGAAACCUGAGGGAUACAACUACUACCUCCUCUCACGCUCCAAAUACUACAACGUCAAUAUGGGAGAUGAGCGGCCUUUCAUAGCUACUCCUCCAGUGAGCACCGCUCCCCAGAAGAACUCAGCCAAAUACUUUUUAAACUGUCCAAAGGAAGUCUGAGAAAAAACAGCCAGGACAAUCAAAAACAGAUUGGGUCACACAAACACACUAUUCUCACAGAUCGCAAACUUUAUUAUUCAUAAAACCAACAAAACAAUGCUUUAGCAAGGACUCAGCUUACAAACUUUAAGUACAAAAAAAUAUGAUUAAUCAACUUUAAUGAAAUGAUCAGGUGAUCCAUCAUGACUAGAACCGAUUCUAAAACGCAAUAUGUCAUUUUGAUUUAUGGUGACCGCGGGUGUUCUCUUUGGAACCAUGGUGACCAAUCUUGUAGCGCCAUGGAGACAGGAAUUAUGUCGGGGCAGGAGCUCUGAUUGGUUGUUUAUCUGGCGAAUCUCCUCCCAGUCCCAGUUACACCCCGUGAUGGCAAUGUACCUGUUUCCCAUCAAAAGACACAUACUGAUGAGACAAAGGUCUGCUUUACCAAUGUAAAAACAAUCACAUAAUGUAUAAUGUAUAAUGCAAAGACAAUGCUAAUGUAACAAUUUUACAUUAAAUGUUUUAUCUUCUGACUUAAAAUUGCUUCAACAUCAA
Molecule: messenger RNA, 3175 nt
Organism: Coregonus clupeaformis (lake whitefish)
Lineage: Eukaryota; Metazoa; Chordata; Actinopteri; Salmoniformes; Salmonidae
Product: proteoglycan 4
Exons: 13
Coding region: 170-2641 (823 amino acids)
Source: RefSeq, a predicted model, not a curated record